AAUCGACAGCAAUUUGAGUAUACAACACAACCCAUGCAGGAUACGACACUUGGCAAUAUGUCUCUUAUACUCAACAAGCCUAUUGCUUUCAUCCAUCAAGGUGAUUGUGAGCACAUGAUCUUGAUUCCUGAUGUGCGUCUAUUAGCACCUAAUGAAUACAAAUCUAUCACUGAGUUUCCUCGAACAACGCAUAAUUUCACUUAUAUUCGCUACAAAUGUUCCAUGUGCUCUGUUUAUCCUGCCACAAAAAUCACAAUGAAUGAUAUUGUCAGUGGAUUCUCACCUUGUUAUUUCUGUGAUGACUGCUUUGCAUCUUUUCAU
Messenger RNA from Gilbertella persicaria, 321 nucleotides. Its product is annotated as snRNA-activating protein complex, subunit 3. Gene Ontology annotation, molecular function: bent DNA binding; core promoter sequence-specific DNA binding; RNA polymerase II cis-regulatory region sequence-specific DNA binding. The annotation marks the transcript as partial. The transcript has a single exon. Gene Ontology annotation, cellular component: snRNA-activating protein complex. NCBI's taxonomy places the organism in Eukaryota, Fungi, Mucoromycota, Mucoromycetes, Mucorales, Choanephoraceae. The record is from RefSeq and is a predicted model, not a curated record. Gene Ontology annotation, biological process: snRNA transcription by RNA polymerase II; snRNA transcription by RNA polymerase III.